This is a messenger RNA of Penicillium manginii, 249 nucleotides long. RefSeq lists its product as uncharacterized. The transcript has a single exon. The record is from RefSeq and is a predicted model, not a curated record. Lineage: Eukaryota; Fungi; Ascomycota; Eurotiomycetes; Eurotiales; Aspergillaceae. Bases 1 to 249 code for a protein of 82 amino acids.
AUGCAACGUCAGCAGAUCCCCGCCCCGGACCGGAACACUACGGACAUCCAUUCGAUGCAGAGAUGGCAGCAACAGAAGAUGUACCAGGCCCAGGCGCCCGUAGACACCGCCACCCAGUUGCUGCAGUAUAGAGAACGCCUCGACUCUGCUCCGCAAUUGCCUUCGCAGCGCCCGGCUCCGUCGCAGCAUGACUUCUCGGGCUCCAUCCGACGCCCCGCCAGUGACUGCCAUAAUAAUUGUCACUGGUGA